Spizellomyces punctatus DAOM BR117 is the source of this 3906-nucleotide messenger RNA. RefSeq lists its product as uncharacterized. The record is from RefSeq and is a predicted model, not a curated record. Gene Ontology annotation, molecular function: D-type glycerophospholipase activity. Gene Ontology annotation, biological process: cell motility; intracellular signal transduction; phosphatidic acid biosynthetic process. The transcript has 11 exons. Lineage: Eukaryota; Fungi; Chytridiomycota; Chytridiomycetes; Spizellomycetales; Spizellomycetaceae. Bases 1 to 3906 code for a protein of 1301 amino acids.
AUGGACACGGACGGGUCCCCUUUCCGUUUCCUCAGUCGCACUGCAACUGCAGAAAGGAUAAAACAAUGGCGGGAAAGGCACCGCCUUCAAAAGUCGGAGGAAAGGAGAAAUUCAGACGAUGAGGCGGAGAGGGUGGGUGAGAGCCCGGAGGGAAUGUUUGUAUCGGCUAGUGAUACUGGUUAUCCUGAGCCGAGGUUCGAGGACUUGGAGAUCAAGCUCGUUAGAACAAUACCUUUCCUAAAACAGCGCUGGUACGAUUGGGAUAACAUCAAGCAUGGCUCCUUCCGAACACAUCAGGGGCCCCAUUAUAAAGAUGCCCACGAAAUUGAGUUCACUCACAAGCCCACCGGAACGCACUGGACUCUCAGCAUACGCCCCAAAGACUUUCAUCGAUUCUCUGUGCUCCUGUCAGAUCCCGAUAACAACGACCCUCGAUUCAAAAGAAUACAAAAACGCCUUGUGAGAAGAGCCGGCAUCUCCCCAAUUAAAAGGGAUGAAUUGUCUGAGAAGACACGCAAUGGCGAUGAGGAUGAAGUCAAACAUGUUCAUGAAGAAGAUAAUGGACAAUAUUGGACUCCAACAGAAAAGAGGCCAGUCCCGAAGCCAUUGCUAAAAGGCGAACGAAGAGGGGAAGAGCUUGUCGAGUUCUUGCGACGCGUUUUGAAGGAGGUUAAAGAACCAUGGAAUAUCCUAGGAGAAACCUGGGCUGCUGUAGAAGAGAGAAGAAGGGGAAUGAUUGUAUGCGGGCUAAUUGAGCUAUCUCGGACGAGUUUGAUUGGAACGUGGCACGACGGUGUGAAGGGCAAAGAGGGAUGGGUUAAAAAGCGGCGGGGAGGGAGAAAGAACGAUGUCUUUUGUUUCCCGGAUUUUCUUGUACCGCGGACGUCCCAACAGCGAUGGCUGGCUCUGCGUUCAAACUACCUAUUGUACUUUUACUCCCCAAUGGAUAUCACCCCCCAAGAAGUGUUGUUAAUUGAUGGGUACUUUCAGGUCCUGCAUAAAGAUACUCAACGUAAACAGAUGGACUUUCACCCACGUGAUGAGGAUCCCACCGGCAAUCUCGAAGAUCGUGUAUCAGUGCGCCCUGGAGGCAGACAGCAUCAUGCUCUACGAAACGCGUUGGUAUUGAGGCCUUUCAAUAAGCGCACCAAUGAAAUAUGGGUCAAGGACAAGCACCGACUGGCCGUCCUCAAUGGCUUUCGUGAUCUCCUCAUCGAUUUCCACUAUGAAAUAGGCGGACGUGGACGGGCUCGUGUAGCGAGAGAAUGGGUAGCACAGCUUGAACUGCGGCGAGAGCGAACGACGUGGUUCAGGCAGGUGCAGGCAGACGUUGGCCGCUAUGACUCCUUCGCGCCGGUUCGCCUAGGAACUCAUGCAGACUGCGUCAAAUGGAUGGUGGAUGCAAGUGCGCACUUUGAGCAAGUCUAUGAUGCAAUUGUGUCCGCGGAAAAGGAAAUCUUGAUUGCAGAUUGGUUUAUAACUCCCGAAAUCUUUCUGCGUCGAGGUGCUGAUGGCAUACAUAACGAGCACUUGCCCACCCGACUUGAUCGCCUUCUCUUCAAGAAAGCAAACGAAGGCGUUCGCAUCUACAUUCUCUUGUACAAAGAGAUGAACCUUCCUAACGCGUCCUUACACGCCAAGGAGGCGUUCAUGGCUAGAAAAAUGCCGUAUUAUCUUCUUGAUCCCGCUGUGGAAGACCCUAAUGGCGAAUUGGAGCUGAAGGAGAGGAGUAAUAUCGUAGUAUUGAGACAUCCGGAUCAAGGGAGAGGGUUUAUCGGCCCAGUUCUCGAUACGGUCAUGUGGGCACACCAUGAGAAGGCGGCUAUCAUUGAUCGGAAAAUUGCGUUCAUCGGCGGAAUUGACCUGUGCGUUGGUCGCUACGACACUGCAGAACACACUUUGCGGGACGAUCUGGUCUACAAUAGUCAAGGCCACCUUGAACCUCGAACAGAUGGCAAUGAGAUAUCAAACAAGAUUGAAGCAUCCGAGAAGGACUCUAAUCUUCUCAAUGAACAUCAAUCUCACAAACACGGCACAAUUGAAUGUUCCCCGCUUGUGCACGAUGCUUUGCAUUUGGUCAAUGGCGAGCACGCAAAAGACUCUAUCGCCCCGUCAGCUGAGAACGUAGAUGACAGCAAGAAACCAGAAACCGAAAGAAAUGGUGUCAUCAGCACAACUAACAUUCAAGCAGGCACUCCACCGACCUCUCUCUUCAUGCCCACCGAGGGCAAAAUGACUGAAAGGCAGGAUGAAAAUGCAGAUGCACCUAAACGUGCAUUAGAUCAUUUGCCGUCCAAGCCGCUGGCAAACAUUUUUCCUGGGCAGGAUUACAGCAAUCCGCGAAUUAAGGACUUCUUAAAACUUGGCGAGAAACCUUUUGAGGAUAUCAUUCCACGAGACCAUACGGCCAGAAUGCCUUGGCACGACAUCGCAUGUACAUUCCGUAAACGUCCUGGAGAGGAAAACAUUGAAGGCCCUGUGGAUGACUUGGUCUGGCACUUUAUUCAGCGAUGGAAUUUCGCAAAGUGGGAGAAGAAAAAAGCAGACCAUGUCAUUCCGUGGCUUUACCCCAGUCAGUGCUUAAUUCAACAGACGCCGGAGGAGGCAACUGGAUCUCUUCAGAUACAAAUCCUGAGAUCUGCGUCGCAAUGGUCGGCGGGAACUCCUCGGGAGAAAUCCAUCAACAACGCGUACAUUGACCUUAUCCGCAACUCUAAACAUUAUGUCUAUAUCGAAAACCAGUUUUUUAUCACGAAAUUUUCUUCUCCUUCUCCGCAUGUACAGCACCAGUCACCACAAGGAAAGGAGCCCCCCCAUUUCAAUCGCCGCGGUCAAAAGCUUCCUAUCUCCCGUGUUCGAGUCCAUAACCCGAUCGCAUCCACCCUGGCUCACCGUAUUCUGGUAGCGCACGCGAAGGGCGAGCAAUAUAGGGCCUACAUUAUCAUACCUCUUUUUCCUGCGUUUCACGGGGAUGUGACUAAAGGCGAUUCAGAUCCCGCAUUGCCGUAUGUUCUCAGUGCCCAAACGGAAUGCAUCCGAGGGCUAUUGGACGAGCUGGAGAAGGGAGGCAUUAGCAAGGAUCAACUUGGCAAAUAUAUCUGUUUUGUGGGACUUCGAAAAUGGGAUGUCUUGGGUAAUCGGUUGGUAACUGAACAGGUCUAUGUGCAUGCAAAGAUCCUACUUGUUGAUGACCGCUACGCACUCAUUGGAAGCGCCAACAUCAAUGAUCGCUCACAAAUGGGUUCCCGCGACUCUGAACUCGCCAUUCUUUUGACGGACACAAAGGGUAUCACGACGACCAUGGCAUCCAAUCCCUACCCGAACGCCUCCAACUUUGUCUACUCACUUCGUCUCCGCCUGUUUCAUGAACAUCUCGGAGUUCCCUUCCCUCCAGCAAUGACCGAUGUGUAUUCCGCGGACGAAACGCACAAGCCAGAAGAGUACAGCACUGAACCCGCCCUCCUUGACCCUGUCUCUGAUGCCUGCUGGGAGUUUUGGACCACAACAUUGGACAUCAAUACCAGAACGUUGCGCCACGUCUUUCACGUCGUCCCAGAUGACACUGUAAAAAAUUGGAAAGACUACAAAGAUUUCCUUCGAACACGCGGUGGAGAAGUGGAAGAAAACAUGGAAAAGCAUAUGAACGACAUGGCUAAAGAGCAAGGAGUACCUCUUACCCUCCGCGUAAAAGAUUUAAUGGAUGACCAGGAACUUGCUCGAGACACUACCGAAACCGGUGAUGUUCUUCUCAAUGAAAGUGACGGUGACCUUUUGGCAAAAGAGAUUUUGGAGAAGAGGGUGAGGGGGCAUGCUGUCCGUUUUCCUGUCCACUUUUUGGAAGAGGAAGAGCUGUCUCGUUUGUUUAAAGGGUUGCAUCAGUUGGCGCCUCGCAGAGUAUUUACGUAG